Messenger RNA from Canis lupus familiaris (dog), 2732 nucleotides. It is a transcript of the gene GDAP1L1, whose product is annotated as ganglioside induced differentiation associated protein 1 like 1. Bases 772 to 1608 code for a protein of 278 amino acids. The record is from RefSeq and is a predicted model, not a curated record. Lineage: Eukaryota; Metazoa; Chordata; Mammalia; Carnivora; Canidae. The transcript has 10 exons.
CCUCUCCGACGCCUUGUGCCCGCCCCUCUCGGAAGCACGUGCGCUCACGUCAUUUCCUGUUAUUCUCCUCGCUGGGUCUUCGGUCCUCCGUGGGUUCGCUCGGGACCGGGGUUUGGGGCGUGCCCGCUUCCUCUGUGUCAGGCAUGGACUCCUUGGAAAAUCUAGUGAGAACUCGACAGAGAAAUGCACGUGCGCACUAAAUCUUGCAACAAGGUUUAUAGAGCCGUUCACCUAAGUGAGGCCCAGAGAGGAGAAGCCACUAGUUGAGCUGGUGAGUGCCAGAGUAAGAUCUCGAAUCCCUCCUCUUCCUAAAGAAUGAUGCCUUCAGUGAAGGAGAGCCAGAAGGAGGAACAUAAUCUUGGGGGAGGAAUAAUACCAGCUUUGCUUGAAGGAGUAAGAGUCGAAGAAGUAGAGGCCGAUGGAAAUAAUUACCCCGCUCUGCCAAUUAGAAGAAUUGCUUUGAAGAUCUGGUGCCGGGGUGCCUCUGAUGCUGCCUGGGACCUUUGAAGUGCAGGGCAAGCAUUUAAGCCAGGUUUUCUUACUUCAGAGUUUAGAAACAUACAGACUUUGAUAUGUGUGUGUGUAUAUAUAUAUACCACUGAGCCACCCGGGCUGCCCUGAAGACAUCUUUAUGUCAAAGCUGCCUAAUUCAGUUUUACGUCUGGGUGUUUUGCAGAUAGAUAGGUGCGGCUGGUGAUCGCCGAGAAGGGCCUGGCGUGUGAGGAGCGGGACGUGAGCCUGCCACAGAGUGAGCACAAGGAGCCCUGGUUCAUGCGGCUCAACCUGGGGGAGGAGGUGCCCGUCAUUAUCCACCGAGACAAUAUCAUCAGCGACUAUGACCAGAUCAUCGACUACGUGGAGCGAACCUUCACAGGAGAUCACGUGGUGACCCUGAUGCCUGAGGCGGGCAGCCCACAGCACGCGAGGGUGCUGCAGUACCGUGAGCUGCUGGACGCGCUGCCCAUGGACGCCUACACACACGGCUGCAUCCUGCACCCCGAGCUCACCACUGACUCCAUGAUCCCCAAGUACGCCACGGCCGAGAUCCGCAGACACUUAGCCAACGCCACCACAGACCUCAUGAAAUUGGACCAUGAAGAGGAACCCCAGCUCUCUGAGCCCUACCUUUCCAAACAGAAGAAGCUCAUGGCCAAGAUCCUGGAGCACGAUGAUGUGAGCUACCUAAAGAAGAUCCUUGGGGAGUUGGCCAUGGUGCUGGACCAGAUCGAGGCGGAGCUGGAGAAGAGGAAGCUGGAGAAUGAGGGGCAGAAGUGUGAGCUGUGGCUCUGCGGCUGUGCCUUCACCCUCGCCGACGUCCUCCUGGGAGCCACCCUGCACCGCCUCAAGUUCCUGGGACUGUCCAAGAAGUAUUGGGAAGAUGGCAGCCGGCCCAACCUGCAGUCCUUCUUCGAGAGGGUCCAGAGGCGCUUGGCCUUCCGGAAAGUCCUCGGCGACAUCCACACCACCCUGCUGUCGGCUGUCAUCCCCAAUGCGUUCCGGCUGGUCAAGCGGAAACCCCCAUCUUUCUUUGGGGCGUCCUUCCUCAUGGGCUCCCUGGGUGGGAUGGGCUACUUUGCCUACUGGUACCUCAAGAAAAAAUACAUCUAGAGCCAGGCCCGGGCUUGUUGCCUGUCGGUGUGUCUGUACUGUGUGACUCCCAGCAAGCUCUCAGUAAUGCACUGUCUCAUGAACACUUGGACAGCCACUCCCCGCCCCGUUUGGAGUAAUUCUGUCGUCAAUGUGAAAACAUUCCAUAGUUUAGAAGUAGACGUUGCCAAUGCCGUGAGUUGAGGCCACGGCUCUACUAAAGGAGAGAAAGAGUGAGUGUGAGAGAGAGAGAGAAAGAGAGAGAGGGAGAGAGAGAGAACAGAAACAAAACACGAAUGCCUUUUCUUUUGAUUCAAGGUCUCAAGAUGGAACUGUGGGGACUUGUUAGGAUCUGAGGUGAGUCCCAGGCUGUUUCAUCCACCAGGGCCCAGAUGCUGGGAGGUGCUGGGGGCUCGGAGGGCCUGACCCCUCGCCUCACCUUCCCUCUUGCCCAGGGAACUCUUCCACAGGACAAAGCCAACAUCAACACUGACUCUUCUAAGUGGUGCCUCUGGGUGGGGCUGGGGACCACAGACCUUGGGGGGGUGGGGGUGCCCUGAAGACCCCAAGGGGCCCCACUCUUCUCCUGCACAUGGACGGAGAUAGCACUGGCUCAAGCCAAGGCAGUGGCGGCCAACCACCAGGUCAUGCCUGGGACUGACAGCAUGAGCACACCCUCUUGUUCCCCCCUCCUUCCCCGCCCCCCCCCGAUUUGGCCAGUGUAUUUUAUUUGACACUUUCCCAGAAGCCCCUGGAGGCAGCAGCCAUCAUCCUCUUCCCACCUGGGGGUGACUUUUCCCACUAUGGGAGGGCGACUUCUAGUAAGAUCUAUGUUGGCCUUCUCUCAGCAGGUCAGUCCUGGCCUGAGUGCAGGGGUGGGUCUGGAGGUGGAUGGACUAGGGUCUUUCUCUCUGCCUAAUGCCAAAGCCACCUCCUUUAAUUCCCACCUUGCCCAUCACUCAUGGGGCUGCCCCUGUGCCUCAUCACGCCACAUGGAGGGGUCGGGUGGUACCUGCAUCCCUGCUGCCUCCCCUGGUUGUGUCUCACUCUUCCUGUGCCUUUUGCAUGUUGGGAGAGGGUCUGGGUGUCACUGCCGCUCAUGCUUAGAAACCACUGAAAGUCCCCAAUAAAACAUUCAGGAGGAA